Zychaea mexicana is the source of this 1568-nucleotide messenger RNA. RefSeq lists its product as uncharacterized. Gene Ontology annotation, molecular function: glycerol-3-phosphate O-acyltransferase activity. Gene Ontology annotation, cellular component: endoplasmic reticulum. Lineage: Eukaryota; Fungi; Mucoromycota; Mucoromycetes; Mucorales; Lichtheimiaceae. The coding region runs from base 329 to 1378 and encodes 349 amino acids. The record is from RefSeq and is a predicted model, not a curated record. The transcript has 8 exons. Gene Ontology annotation, biological process: triglyceride biosynthetic process.
CUUCCAGUUUAUUAAAUGAAUUUCAAGUAGUACUAACAACUUCUCCUCCUUUUUUUUUAAUACAACCGAUGUGCUCCCCUUUAUCGUGGUAUUAGUCUUGCAUAAUAUUAACUUAGAAGACGGAUCCAAAAUCAUAUCAGUUCAGUGUGUGAACAGCGACAGCAGAUUAAUCGUCCAUUGUUUGUGCCCGCAAUGCCAUUCAGUUUGCUCCGACCCAAGCAUUGUAAUUCCGCAAAAGGUGUUUGGAAAAAAAAAAGUCAAAAUCCAGCCCCAGUUGCUGCCUUUUCCUUGUUCUUUUGUUUACCAGGUUCAGGAAAAAAAAUAUUCGAUGCCACCUCGCGACCCGGCAAUAGCGGCCCAGAGUGUACAGACACCCACUGAAAAUGUACAGGACAAGCUACUAGACCACUCUAUGCAAGAUCAUUGGAAAGCAGAAAUGCCGGGAUCGCCUAAAACCUUAUACAAUCGUGAAGAAUUGCUCUCCUAUGCAAAAUGUUUUGUAUAUGACAGUAAUGAUACAGCACCAAUAGCCUUAAUAUCACGAGCGAUACAGUGGAUAAAGAGCGUUCCAAGUGCGCUGGUUCGUUAUGGAGUGCUACUGCCCAUUCGUCUUGCUUCGUUGAGUGCGGCUACGAUCGCGUUUUUCGUGUCGUUACCGAUUGCCGUUACUUUGGAGAGUAAAAGCAUGGUGUCGACACUGGUAAAAUAUUAUUGUAAAGGAAUCUUGUUUUCCUUGGGCACCAUUCCGCGUUACCUUGGCAACAAACCAUGUCUCUCUGAACCUCAUGUCUUUGUGGCCAAUCAUACUUCAUACCUCGACUACAUUCUUGUCAGUGCAUGCCGUUUUCCAAAUGCGGUUGUCAUGGCACGCCACGGUGGCGCACUCGGCUUUCUUCAAAAUAAUGGCUUAAAUUUUCUGCAUUCGAUGACAUUUGAUCGAUCCAAUACCGAGGAAAGAAAGGAUCUUGCUGGCCGAUUAAGGAAACAUGUCAUGAAUCCAACUACCUGGCCCAACCCAAUGAUUAUUUUCCCUGAAGGAACCUGUGUAAACAACAAGUAUUCGAUCCGAUUUCAGAAAGGCGCGUUUGAACUUGGCGUCAAAGUGUGCCCUGUUGGAAUCAAAUACGAUCGCUAUUGGGGAGAUCCUUAUUGGGAUACGCGAAAGGGAUUCUUGUAUUACGCCUUUUAUCGCAUGACACGAUGGAUAACACCGGUCGACGUCGUCUACUGCACACCACAAGACCUUCGCCCAGAAGAAGAUGCAGUCCAAUACGGUGAGCGUAUCAAGGCUGUGAUUUCCGAUACCAUUGGCUUAGAGAGCGAAGAUUUUAAUGGCAUGGCCAAACGAGAUCUGCUCAAGAUUUUAGACGAAAAGUAGUAUAGUUUCUGUGUAAAUAUUGCUUUCCUUUUGUGUGUACCACUUUUCCUUUCAGGACCCCAUCUCUUUUUUGUAUAUAGCAUUACAUUUUCAUAUAUAUCUUUGUCUCUCGUUUGAUUGUUCAUUGCACCUCGCUGCUAAAGCAAAAAACAACGUAUCAUUUAUGAUCCAUAUUUUUUUUUGUGUCUAA